ACCCUGUGAUGAGCUUCUACUGUGAUGAGUCUCGUAAGCCUAGAGGAGGUCGAGGAUUCGGUGCAUACCUGUCUAGAAUUGGGUCUCUUCCGGAACGAGUGAUUUCACCAGCACGUCUACUUUUAACUAGGUCUCACACAGGGCACAAGUUUGGGCACCAAUUCCCCCGAUCAUUCUUUUUGUCUUUAAGUUCUCAAGGAAAAAACAAAAGUCUCGCGUCUCUUGGUCUAACCUAGGUGCUGAAAUGAGAUCGUCUUGUUUUCUUGACAGAUUGGUUUUACAGCAGCCACAUUGCGUCCUGAAGCCCUUCGAGUAUGAAGACGAACGCCCUGGAUUUGCAAAAAGAUUUUAUGGUCGAUUGGUUUGUGAUUCCUCUGUGCUACGGAGAAUAGAAUUUCGAAAGUGAGUGUUUGUUAGCUUUGCAUGACGGGACAGCAAAUUGGGCACCCUUGUGAUCAUCACCUGGUGGUGGUAAUAAUUUGCAGAUCAUUGAGAGAUUUAGGGAGUAUUGCCUGAGGCUAGUGCAAGGGUAUAAGAGCCUAUGAUUGAAUAUGGGUUUACAUGGGUCAUAAGUUUGUGUAUGAUGGAGGAGGCUCCGAUCCCCCCUCUUUUGGAUAGUCCUUGCUGUAUCGUGCACACAUUUGAAAGAGUAGCUGCACUUAACCCCCAAAAAAUUGCCGUCGUCCAUGCCUCACCUGCAAUUUCCGUUCACCAUAGUGAGGAGUCGUUGCAUUCUCGGUUGAAAAAUGGCACGUGUGUAGAUGCUUUAGCUGCACAUGAAGAUGGUGUAUGUUCCGGUGCGAAAGGAUUGCAAGACAUCUCAAAGACGAUUGUUGCUAACACAAACGAGUUACUUGUUCACUCCGAGGAUAUCCCGUAUUCGUUUGAAGAGCUACAAGGAGCUGUUGUAUCACUUGCGCGCCUCCUGACGGUUGUACUCGGCAAAGAGGAAGAAGGAUCGGUUGGGUACACUGCAGGGAAGCAUGAUGUAAGCUCACUUGACACCUCCUCAUCAAGUAAUGGUAAGGAGGAUUUGAAUGAGGACUUUAAGAGCAAUGCGGCUAAUGAUAUGGAUCUGCUGCAAGAGAAAGUGGAUCCCACGUCCAUAAAAUUCACACAUAAUUUAAAAGGUCCUGUGAAGCUGCACUUGCCUAGAAGAGUGGUGGGCAUCUGGAUAGCACAGUCAGUAGAGUAUCUGGUUUCGGUAUUUGCAGUUCUUAAAGUGGGUGGUGUCUUCAUGCCCAUGGAUCCAUCUUGGCCAGUCAGUAGGGUUCAAGCUGUGCUGCAGAGUGCAAAGCCUGCGAUACUUCUUGGUUGCAGACACACUUUCUUAUCUUCACAGAACUCUUUGCAAGCAAAGAUAAGCGCGUUGGAGGCAGCUAAUUGUCAAUUAAUGUGGAUACCAGAAGGAUUUGUGAAGACGGCGGCGAGGGAAACUUUGUACGAGGUUGAACGUGUUUGUGCGACCAGACAGACAAACUUUUGCUACAUCCUUCAUACUUCUGGGUCGUCGGGGACUCCCAAGGGAGUUUGUGGAACAGAAGAAGGAUUGAUCAACAGGCUUUCUUGGAUGGAGUCUGCAUACCCGCAUGUGAAUACCGAUGUGGGAUGCUUUAAAACAUCGGUUGGAUUCGUGGAUCAUCUCACAGAAGCACUUGGUCCCCUGCUUGCCGGAAUCCCUAUUAUUAUACCUUCUCCGGAGAUCCUUAAAGAAAAUUUGCUUAUCCUGUUGAAUUAUAUUCAGACUUAUAAAAUUACGCGACUAACUGCUGUUCCUUCAAUUUUUCGAGCGUUGCUUCCAGCAUUAAAAUCUACGUGUCGGAAUGCAGCAGAUUCGUUGCGUAUCCUUAGUCUUAGUGGAGAGUCGCUAUCAUUAAAGCUACAACAAGAACUCCACUGUGUGUUGGAGAACACCACUAUAUUGAACCUUUAUGGUAGUACUGAGGUGUCAGGUGACUCUUCAUGUUUUGAUUGCACCAGUUUAUGGGAUGCUUCAUCGACUAGUAUUCAGCUUCUAGAGGACUCCAGGCUGAGCACUACCCCCAUUGGAGACCCUAUCAACGGUUGUUACCACUUUAUUGUCGUGGACGGUGAAAAGUUAGGAGGUGUUAAUGAAGAAGGUGAGCUCUGGGUUGGAGGUGUGGGAGUAGCACAAUCUUACUUGAAUGACAAUGAGAGCACAAGGGAAAAGUUCAUAGAUCUUUCGAGUCAAAAUGAUGAAUCUGAUCGCACGCUAUUUCUGAGGCAUAUCAAACAGCUUAUGCAACCCAAAGUAUUACAAUCUCAAAGGUCCAAGUUCAGAGGCUCUGAUGCGUCUGGGAUUUCGAGAUUACCGCCUUGGACCUCAUUUGGUGAACGCAUAUUUAGAACUGGGGACGUAGUAAAGAAAUUACCUGAUGGUAACGUAGUGUUACUUGGAAGAAUAGACCGGCAAGUUAAGAUUCGUGGGAAUAGGAUAUCAUUGGAAGAAAUCGAAGGCUACAUAGAGAUGCAUCCUAAAGUGAGUCGUUGUGUGGUCACUCUUCACACUCGUCUUGAGAGUGACAUGGACCUAGUGGCUUAUGUGGUUUACGAUCGGGCAAUGACAAGCUUGUUAGACAAAGAUCAUGACAUGCUGAACCAUAGGCUUAUUUAUGAAGAGAUCACUUCGAAUUUGAGUCAUGAGUUGAAGCUUUGGCUGGCAGAAAAACUGCCUUCUGUUAUGAUCCCUCAGAUUUUUAUUCCACUAGUAUCCCUUCCAUUGACCAAUUCGGGCAAAGUAGAUUAUGAUUCACUUCCUGACUUGAUCGGAAGUUCUGUUGAAGAUGCCAAACGGAACAGCAAGUCAGCAGAACAAACGGAGUCACUAGGAAUUGAACAUAUUCGACAGGUGUUUACUAGUGUGCUGAAGGCAGAGAAGCUCUCAGAUACUGACGAUUUCUUCUCAGCAGGUGGAACAUCUAUAUCAGCAGCUCAUGUUGCGUACCUUCUUAAUAUAGACAUGCAUCUUUUGUAUAUGUAUCCAUCAGCCAUUCUUCUUCAUAAUGCUAUUGAAGACACAAAGGAGAUCACACUGGGUGAUAUUGUAUCUACUCAAACUCAGGGACGAUCCUAUCAAUCGUCUGUAUUGACCAACACUGAGAAUGUUAGUAGAAUCUCAAAUACAAAAGACCCAGUACUUCCUGUACUAAAAUAUGUUGAUGAUCAUGAAUUUCCUAGAAAUGUAAACGUCCAAGGCAUAAUCUGUGAGUCUCUGGAUCAAAGCUUGUUGUCAAGAAAGAGGAAGCUCGAUGAAGCCAUUUUUGAGUCAGAAAAGGCCACGAAGGAAGAUUGUUGGACAUGGAAUUCCUCUAAUCAGAUUCGUUUAUCUUUGAGUUUUUCGCGUUGUAAUAGAACUGUCAAUCUACGUGCAUUGGUCAAGGCAAUGAAAUCUACAGUUGAACCGACACUGACGGUACACAGCCAAACUACAAAGGUGGAGAGGAGUAUGCAUUCGUGUUGGAGAGUCUCCUUACAAGCUUGUGUAGAUGCUUCACCUUUAGUGGUAUUUCAUGGUGAGGUUUUUCGAGUUUUCAUCGGUUCCCAUUCUCACAGCUUCUACAGUCUUGAUGCUACCAGCGGUAAACUCCAGUGGGAGGCCACUUUGGGAGGGCGUGUUGAAUCCAGCGCUGCUGUAACUCGUGACUUAUCUCAAGUGGUGGUUGGUUGCUAUGAUGGAUUUAUUUACUUCCUUGAUUUUUGGAAUGGUCAGAAACUGUGGGACUUCAAGACUGGUGGACAGGUGAAAUGUCAACCAGCUUUGGACCCCUGGACAGGAUUAAUAUGGUGCGGAUCACAUGAUCAUCACAUAUAUGCACUCGACCCAGCCUCUCACAUGUGCGUCUGGCGGCAUGACUGUGGAGGAAGCAUAUUCGGCGCACCCGCUUUUAACGAGGGUAGCAUGACUGUUUAUUUUGGCACAACCAGAGGAACUGUUAUUGCCAUUCAGAUUAAGCCGACAAUAUUUGUUUCAUGGACCUAUGAAUGUGGUGCACCAAUUUUUGGAUCUUUAGCUUUAGACCCCUCCACAGAUUUUGUUAUUUGUACGAGUGUUAGUGGCCGUGUGAUUGCGCUCAAACCCAAUGGUGUUCCCGCGUGGCAGGCUAAAACUGAGGGUCCAAUUUUUGCUGGAGCAACUAUCUCCCGUGUCCUCAUCUCUCAGGUGCUAGUAUGUUCUGGAGACUGUCAUCUGUACUGCAUAAACCUCCAAAAUGGCAGUACUGUAUGGAAGUACAAUGUAGGCGGUCCUAUUACAUCUUCUGCUUAUGUUGAAGAGGACCUGGUUUUGCUACAAGACCGUAGCGAGAAGCAUCAGAUUAUGGAGAGCCUCAUAUGCGUUGCCACUACUUCUGGCACAGUCCAUGUGUUACGUGCACCAUCUGCUAUAUCGUCUAGGAGCUUGGUACAAAACAAAAGUUGCUUCAGUGAUCCGCAGUCACCGUCGCUCUUCUCAGCCUUAAACGAAAGGCCCUCCCUCGAUAAGAUCAUUUUCCCGAUUCAGGAGGUUACUGACAUAAAACUGCCUGCAGAGUUUGGUGGGCUGCACGUAUCCACUUCACGGACCACGCAGAAUGGGCGGGUGUACCUCGCCAUCGGCUUGUCUUGAGGCCAUUGAGUAGCAACUCUGUUCCUCCUCGAUCAGUUAUUUUCUAUUCUGUACAAACGUUAAGCACUUUUCAGCACGGCCUAGUAGGAUAUACUAUUACACCGUGUCCUUGUACACCUGCCCUCUACACCAUCAUCAAUACUCGGUUGAUUCAAGGCUUGUGUACGAGCCUGAAUCAACUGCUUAUGAGGGCAACUUGUAAGCUGUACCACAAGGGCCUGGAGACCACAUAGCUGUGCAAUUACUCCGUUGUCUCUGAACUCUGAGUAACCAUCUCCACAACAUGAUAGGAUUGGCAACUCUGAUCCAAUUUGCAGAGCUGCAAGCUUGCAUACCAGUAGAAUCCACUCAAGAAACCAACCUGCCAAGUUUCCAAAACGGAACUCAAGAAGAUCAGAGGACCUGCUGCAAGCAGCACCUCUGCAGAAGCUACACACAACGGUCCUGGUUCAUUAUUGGGAGGAUUCUGUAAUAAACACUAGUUCCUCUUGGAAACGGGACAGGGCAGUGCAGGGCUAAGAACCAAGCUGGUUAUCAUUGUGCAUGAGCCAAGCAUAUAGUUAUCUAAUGAUUGCCCAUCCAA
Molecule: messenger RNA, 5207 nt
Organism: Physcomitrium patens
Lineage: Eukaryota; Viridiplantae; Streptophyta; Bryopsida; Funariales; Funariaceae
Product: putative acyl-activating enzyme 19
Biological process (GO): amino acid activation for nonribosomal peptide biosynthetic process
Molecular function (GO): protein binding
Source: RefSeq, a predicted model, not a curated record